Messenger RNA from Ixodes scapularis (black-legged tick), 3594 nucleotides. Its product is annotated as protein ALP1-like. The record is from RefSeq and is a predicted model, not a curated record. The coding region runs from base 32 to 979 and encodes 315 amino acids. Lineage: Eukaryota; Metazoa; Arthropoda; Arachnida; Ixodida; Ixodidae. The transcript has 2 exons.
GGCUCAUGGAUCUUCUCAGCAGCUGGCAUCCAUGUGCUACAGGAUCGGGCGAUCGACAGCAAGCAACAUCCUACGGGAGACGUGCUGGGCACUGCACCAUAUACUGGACCCAUUGUACCGCCCGGCCCCCGACACUGCCCAGUGGGAGCGGAUCGCAGCAGAGUUCGGCAGGCUGUGCAAUUUCCCAAACUGUGUCGGAGCCCUGGACGGCAAGCACGUGGCCAUCCAGGCCCUGUCCGGUGCGGGCUCCGACACCUUCAACUACAAGGGGUUCCACAGCACUGUACUCAUGGCCAGCUGCGAUGCCACUUACAAGUUCACUCUCGUAGACGUUGGGCAGCCGGGGCAAUUUAGUGACGGGGGAGUGUUCAGAGAGUCUGAAAUGGGGCGGUCUAUGCUAACGGGGGAACUUGGUCUCCCGCCAGCUGGGCUCCUACUCCAAACAGAAACCAAGCUGCCUUUUGUAUUCGUGGGCGAUGAGGCGUUCCCCCUGCUCCCUAACCUCAUGCGCCCUUUUCCCAGGAGAGAACUGCAGUUACUCUCUCGAGUGUUUAACUACAGACUCUCCAGGGCAAGGAGGAUCAUUGAGAAUGCCUUUGGCAUCUUGGUGGCGAGGUGGCGCAUUUUCAGACAACCAAUCCAGGCUUCUGAGAAAACCCUGGAGGCCGUUGUUUGGGCAUGCAUCAACUUGCACAACUACUUGAGGGUGUGUGAUGAGAGUGAGCAGGGACAUUGCCGCUACUGCCCUCAAAACUACGCUGACCACGAGACCCCUUUGGGUGGCGUGGUGAGCGGUGGCUGGAGAGCUGAUGUAAAUGAUGGCACUGCCCUGUCAGAUGUAGGUUGCAUCAGCUCGACUGUGCCUGGCGACAGGGCUAAAGCGGUGAGGGACGCCUUCAGCAGGUACUUCUGCUCUCUCACUGGUGAAGUGCCUUGGCAGUACAGUGUAGUGUUCAGGGGCUCAGCACCCAACGCUUAAAGGGACAAUGCAACAAUUUUAGGUUCGAAAGAAUUUGCAGUUCUUAAUUUUUACAUUACCUUACCACGAGGUAUAGAGAAACCACCUUUCUUGUAAAAUAUCGCAAUUCCAUUGUGUAUUAGCAAAUAAACAAACAAGGAACAUUUUACUAUUUACAGCUGCAAGUGGCGGCCAUGGGAGCUAUGGCAUGACACCAACCUCGGUGCAUUGUAAUAACUUGGCAAGAUGUGCUACUAUGUGCUCAAUAUCUAAUGCUAUCUUUCAUAAAUAUUGUCGUUUCAACAUGAGUAAAUGUCUGCAAAUCCUCAUAUCAUUGAAAAAACGGCACUAUAUUCAGUUCUAUGUCACUUUUUUAUUUUUAUUUUAAACAAACUUACGCGCAGAAGCAAACUUGGUUUUCAGCUCCUUUGCUCCACACAGGACAGGGAAAACUACCACAAUUAUUUGAUUGAAGUCCAAAAAUUGUUGCACGGCCCCUUUCACUCUUUCGGUAACAUUCCCCAGUCUUUUAAACAUUGUAAAUUGAAUACAUAUAGGGUCCUUGCACUUGAUGCCAUUAUAGUUGGAAAUCCUAGCGGCAUAUUAAAGGGCCACUCCGCUUCAUAUUUGUUUUUGAAAAACCAAUGCAGUCCUCUUCAGUAUCACCUAGGAAGACCACACGUCAAAUAUUACGACGUAGUUCUCUAAAUGUUCCUUAAAGGGUGCGGCAAACUUAGCAACUCGCCAAGUUGCCGAAAUUGGCCGACUCGAGCGGGCGAAUUGAGGCGCAACCAACAGCGUAGCCAACUUUGAGCUAAACGUCAUUACCAUUGCCCCCAGUUUUUACUUCUCCGGGCAAGCGUAAUGUGUAACGUCAGCAACGUUUCUUCUUAGCGCUAAGCGGUGCCCGCAUGAUUGGUGUAAUGCGCCUGCGCAACACGUUUCUUGGGAGCCGUCUGGUCGCCUCGCCGUUACCGCCAUCUCUCGCGUCUCAACCACCCUCGUCGUCUCCCUGUUUGUGAUUAUUGUCUCUCGCAAUUUAGUCCACACUACAGCCACUACGUGUGCAGACUUAUGCCGUAGUUGGGCAGACGUCGUUGAAUGCUGUAAACACCAAAACUUGGUGAAGAUUGUGGUACAGACGACACUUGCGCCUGACACAGGCCCGCCCCAAUUCCAAUCCUGCCCGUUGUCGUGUAGAGGAUCACGGGACAUGUUGUACCAUGUGAUAGCCAUGUUCUUGGCGGCCCGAGGCCAAUGUUGCCAAACGGAGCCGAAGUUUCGGUUUCAAUUUUUGCUCGUGUUUAAAAUGGGACUUUAAAAUAUAUAUUCCAUUUUUCACAAUGCAAAUGAUGUAGUGUUUUUUACUAGGGCUUUUUAAUGCGAAAUCACUCAUCAUGUCAAAGUAUUUGAAAUCAAGCGGAGUUGCCCUUUAGAGAAAAAUGAUGAAGUCUAAUGUUAAUAAGCCGUCUGCGGUAUUGCUGGUCACACAUUGUACCAUUUUCCCUAUUCAUUUUGAAUGUAAGCAAUUCUUUGCUAACGUCAUCCUAGAUCCCAGACUAACUUUGUUUUUGUUUUUCUGAGCUGCCUCAGUGGGCUUGACGGUGACUGCAGAAGCCAUUUCAGUAAGCAAAACCAAAGUCUUGAGGCUUGUCUUAGGUUUGAGUGAAGACCGGUACGUAUAAAAAUUGAGCACCAGCGACUUGUGCGGCUGGCACAGUUAAUUGUGACGCAAAGAACUAGCGUUCUGGAAAACAGUGCCUUUGCACAUAAAAAGGCAUAAAACAAAAGCAGACGAAAGUGAACAUGGAUUCCAACAAGAUUUCAAGCCAGGAAUAUUCUUUCAUCAUGGUCUCGUGCAAGGACCCUAAGAAAAUCUUAGUGACACUAAAAAAAAAGUAUGUUGGUUAUAUUUCUCCAUUUCAAGUUUGUUGGAUGCUUUCUCUCCUCUUGCCUGUAAUGCAAUUUUUUUAAUUGUGUAAGCAUAACAAAACUUUUUUUUUCUCUUUACUUUGGGAGGCAAGCACUUGUCAAGCAAGAAACUAAUUGUUCUUCUGCUUUCUCUCCAAAUUAAUUAAAUUGUGAUUUCCUACCUGUGACUUGGAAUCAAUUCUACAAUUGCAAUGUGUCCAUUUUUGAUAGCCUCUUGGAUUGAGCAGUCUGGAUCGGUGAAGGAUCACAGAAUGUUUUGUUCAGUUUACACUUAAAUUUAAGGGUAACUCUGGUUAAUUACGAAGAUUUUCAGUCAAUGGUUGAUUAGAUGUCAAACCUUAUCUCACAACUGCUCCCCAUUGAAAUAUUUUCAUGCAAUCUUCGUUUGAAGUUUACCACAAACCUACCCUGAGCCGUGAACUCGGACGAUGCAGAAGUAACAAUGCCUGCCUGCGGCAGGCAUUGUUACUUUUGCAUCAUCACAGGCAUGGUUUACCACUACAAACUGCAACGUUAUGUGGGUGGCAGGCCGCUGUGCAAGGGUGCGUGUUUUCUGCUCUAUCUGCAGUCAGUUACAUCCGACGAUGCUUGAUGGACUGUCUUGGCAACUGCGUUUUGAUCAGGAGGCUUGGUCAGAGAACUGAUAUUAUUCUACGUCGGUGUGGUGUUACUUUUUUCCCCGUGUGCAAAUAGAAAUUUAAGAA